AUGACAGAUACAAAGAUUAACAUGUCUGAAUUCUCUAAUAAAAGUACUGAAGAUUUAUCUAAUAAUGAAAAUACUAUAUCAAAUGUUAGUAAAAAUUUGUUCCAAAUUUCAAAUUCUAUUUCAGAUGGAUAUAGACCUUUAUUUAAAAAAAAGUGUUGUCAAAUUGAAUAG
Cetraspora pellucida is the source of this 171-nucleotide messenger RNA. The record is from the annotation of a GenBank genome assembly. Lineage: Eukaryota; Fungi; Glomeromycota; Glomeromycetes; Diversisporales; Gigasporaceae.